AUGAGCCGGCAAUGCAGCAGCUCUAAAUCCCUUCACGGGAGACGGAGUUAUACUUCUAGCAGUGGGUUCCGUGGGGGCAGCAGCUUGUCCUCCUUGCACCUCACGGGAGCAGGCAGAGGCGGGGGCUACAGCAGCAUAAGCCACUAUGACCCUGAGCAUAGUAGGAGAUAUUCUGCAGCAAGCGCUAGUGGUGGGUUGGGCUACGGGGCCGGGCCCUUUGGCUACAGCAUUGGGCCGGUGGGCUUCGGUGCUGGAAAUGGAAAGCUGGAGGGCUUGCGCAGUCAAAAUGCAGAGGCCCACAGCCAGGAUGGAGAACACGGCAACCAAAGCAGUGAUGGUUACAGACCACAGGGUUUCAGCAGCCAGAGUCUUGGUGGUGGGUACGGUUACAGCAGACGCUAUCGGCCAGGUGGCUUUAGCAGCCGAAGUCUGGGUGGCGGGGUCAGCAGAAGCGCUUUUGGUGGCGGUGUGGGCUACGAAUGCAUCGGUCGCUUUGGGGAAGGGAGGGGGAUCCACACGGUCCGAGUCAAUGCAAACCUUCUACAGCCUCUCAAGAUCCAGAUUGACCCAGAGAUUUCUCGAGUGAAGGAGGAGGAGCGGGAGCAGAUCAAAACCCUCAAUGAUAAGUUUGCUUGCUUCAUUGAUAAGGUAAGGCACUUGGAGCAACAGAAUAAACUUCUGGAAACCAAAUGGAACUGCCUGCAGCAGCAGGGACCUAUCGAAAAGGCCAACCUUCAGCCCUUCUUUGAAAGUUACGUCGCAUCCUUGAAGCGCCAGCUGCAGCUGCUGCUGAAUGAGAGGGAACAGCUGCUACUGGAGCAGGCCAAAUUCCAGGAUGUGGUCGAGGACUUCAAAAGCAGGUAUGAAGAAGAAAUCAACCGCCGGCUGGCUGCAGAAAAUAAUUUUGUACUGCUAAAAAAGGAUAUUGACCUUGCCUAUACCAGCAAAGUGGAUCUAGAAGUGAAAGUGGAAAACCUGAAAAAGGAGCUCAACUUCGCCCAAUUUAUCUCUGAAACUGAAGUAGAAAGUUUACAGUCGGCAAGUGCAGAAACCAAUGUUAUUGUGUCAAUGGACAACAGUCGAGUCCUUGACAUGGAAGGAAUAAUACACUCAGUGAGAUGUCAAUAUGAAGAGAUUGCCCAGAAGAGCAAGGAUGAGGUCAAUGCUCUGUAUGAAAACAAGUACAAAGAGCUGCAGAACACAUGGGGAGAUUAUUGCAACAAUCUCAGCAGUGGCCGUCAUGAAAUCCAAGACCUCACCCGUCUGAUCCAGAGAUACAGAGGUGAAAUAGAAAAUACCAAAAAACAGAUUGAGGCGUUACAGACGUCUGUUGCUGACAACGAGCAGCAGGGGGAGAGUGCUUUGAAAGAUGCCAAGUCAAAGCUUAUUGAAGUGGAGAAUAACCUGCAGGGUGCGAAAGAUGAACUGGCUCGCCUGCUGAGAGAUUACCAGAACUUGAUGAAUGUCAAGCUUGCUCUGGAUAUUGAGAUUGCAAUGUAUAAGUCACUUCUGGAAGGAGAAGAGAGCAGGAUAUCUAAUGCUCCUCCUGUUAACAUAUCUGUUGUAGGUUAUCCCAACAACUCUGUAGCUGGUGGACGCACUUAUGGUGGGACAGUUGGAGGAACUGGAUUUGGAAGGAGAGGUAUACAAGGCCCUGGACAAGGUUACACCCAAAGAAACACCACCAGCAGCGGAAGAUCCAGCUCUAGAAGUGGAAAACUUGGCAGCAAAACUGAAUCUAGCUCUAGAAGUGGGAAUAAUCUUUCUGGGUUUGGGCAAUAUACAACCACUACUGUAGUCCCAUCUGCUUCUAAGAAUUCUGAUCCAGCAAAAGUAGGAGGUUCUGGAGGUGGAGCUUAUAAUUCUAAGAGUAGAGGACACAGCAGCAAAACUGGGGGUCACAAUGCAAGCAUGACACAUAUUUCCACAGCUACUGGGGUUCGUAGCACAGGUCCCUCUGGGGGGAUCUCUAUGAGUGGCAGCUACAACAUCCAGAGCACUGGAGGAUACACAGGGGAUGAUUACGGUGGUCUUUAUUAG
Molecule: messenger RNA, 2040 nt
Organism: Python bivittatus (Burmese python)
Lineage: Eukaryota; Metazoa; Chordata; Lepidosauria; Squamata; Pythonidae
Product: keratin, type II cytoskeletal 7-like
Biological process (GO): intermediate filament organization; keratinization
Cellular component (GO): keratin filament
Molecular function (GO): structural constituent of skin epidermis
Source: RefSeq, a predicted model, not a curated record